This is a messenger RNA of Symbiodinium sp. CCMP2456, 522 nucleotides long. NCBI's taxonomy places the organism in Eukaryota, Dinophyceae, Suessiales, Symbiodiniaceae. The record is from the annotation of a GenBank genome assembly.
AUGGCGCUCUUGAAACUCCAGACGGCUCUUGAGAAUGCCUUGGGCGAGCUCAGUCUGGAGGAGGGCGUGGAGGAGGGAGAUUGCGCAGGGUCUCAGUCGUCCGCCACACAGCCCAUGGAAAGAAGGGUAGAUGAGGGGGAGGAAAUGAUCGCGACGGGGGGAAAGGGUAGCAACGCCGUGUGGAACACCCGGAUGCCUUCUGUCGGGUACUGCAGCACAGCCUCCACUACACCGUUGGCAAGUGCAACCUCAGUCAUAGCUUCAGCUCUCGAGAGCAGAAGCGGGGAACUGACCCCAUCUGUGCAGGAAAGCACACGGGGCGAGCUAUUGAAUGCCCCGGGCCAGCAUGGCUUGCUGCCAGGAGGCCUGGGACACUUCCGUCUUGGCACUAGUUGUCUUCAGUCUGCCAAGGGGCCGUUGGAAGCUUUACCGAUGGAGCAGCGGAUCGAAGAGGCCGAGGCUGCAGAGGCGAAGCUGGAAGCCGCUUUAGUCGACCUGGUAUGCCUGAAGAAGAACCAGGCC